This is a messenger RNA of Ustilaginoidea virens, 3381 nucleotides long. RefSeq lists its product as uncharacterized. The transcript has 3 exons. Gene Ontology annotation, cellular component: Golgi apparatus. The record is from RefSeq and is a predicted model, not a curated record. NCBI's taxonomy places the organism in Eukaryota, Fungi, Ascomycota, Sordariomycetes, Hypocreales, Clavicipitaceae. Bases 1 to 3381 code for a protein of 1126 amino acids.
AUGUUCCAGAGAAUCCGAGGGGCCAUCGACCGCACCAUUGCCGAGGAGCAGGCCCGCCAAAAGUCCUCCGCCGACAGCGCGACGCCCUCGCGGUCCGGCUCGACUUCGUCCCGCAGGAGCGACGCCAACGCGUCCGGCAGGCGGCAUCGCGCCAACAAGCCCUCGGCCGAUGCGGCCGACGCCGGCGCCGGCGCAACCAACCCCGACCCGGCCGUCUUCGAGGCAGCCUUUGUCAUUGACGACAGCGACGUCCCAAGCCGCUCGGAGACCCCCGCUCCUCCUCCGCCGCCUCCCGAGAAGGACGGGCCCCAAAGUAACGGAUCGUCGGCGCAGAGAGAGCCCGCCGGGCAGGAAAACGCCCAACUGGGAAACAGUCCGGCCAAGGACAAGGAGGAUGGAGACGACAAGGCCACGUCGGCGGGUGGCAGGGCGCCAGCUGCUGCGCCCUCCCCCCCUGAGCUGAGCCCUGAAAUCAGACAGAGGCUGAGAAAGCUGGAGAAGCUGGAGGCUACGUAUCCGGAACUCUUACGGUCGUAUCGAGUCGCUCAUAAGCGCGCAACCGCCAUCGAACCGUUCGAAAAGGCCCUCCGCGAACAUACCCCUCUAACCUCCAUCAGCGACCCGGAUGCCCUCGUCGAGUAUCUCAACCAGCUGAAUCUGCGAGGCGACAUGGUCAUGGACGAGCUGAAGAAGGUUUCGGCCGACAAGGCCGACUUGAAGAGGAAGCAUGCCGAGGCGGAAGAAAAAUGGAAGGGAGCAAAGGAGGAGCUGGAUGCGCUGAGAGCUGCCAGGCCUCCUGAAUCGACAGCCAUGGCAGAACCGGCCAGCGGGCGGACGUCGAUUGAGCCGGCGGUUCGCGCUAGCACCAGCACCGCACCGGAAAAGGCCAAGUCGCCCGUUGCAGCCGUCAUUGGUAUGUUCUCUCCCAGGCUAAAGGCCCAAAACGAAGACAUCAAGGGCCAGCCGGCCAGCGAGGACUUUUUUUCGUACGACCAAGAGGUGCCUCAGUUACAGGCCGAACUCUCGCUCAAAGCGCAAGAGAUACAGCAGCUCAAGAGCAGAAUCGAGGACCUGCAGCAGGAGCUCUCCGUCGCGAAAGAAAACAGCGCUGGGUUGGCGGAAAACUUGGAAAGGACGUCGCGGGAGUUGAGCGAGUCUCGCGAUGCCGCAGGCUCCCAGGACUCCCUGCAAGCGCAGCUCGACGAGCGAAACAACCGAAUCAAGUCGCUGACGGGGGAACUCAGUGCCGCGCAGUCGCAGCUUCAAUCUAUGCAAGACCGGAUGGAAAGGGAUGGGGAAAACCAUGCAUCACGCGUCGAGGAGAUGGAGGCUUCCCUGGCCAAAUCUGACAAGAAGGCGCUGGAAUUAGACGCAGAGCUGGCCAAGGCCAACAAUGCCAAGGCCGCGUCCAAAAAAAUUGCCGACAACCUUGUUACACAAAUAGCAGUGCUCGAAAAGGAAAAAUCGGAAAGCUUGGCGAGAAUCGGGGAGCUCGCCAACAAGAUUGACUCGGCGCCUUCCGCAGCGGCAGCUGCCGCCACCACCACCACGACGUCUGGCCUGGCCGCCGCAGCGACGACGGGAUCCUCCAAGAAGAAGAAUAACAAAAAGAAGAAGGGCAAGGGUGGCUCGACAGCGGCGGCCACUCCGGCGGCAGCUAAAGAGGAAGACGCAAGCAAAGAAGGCUCAGCCGAGGCCGAAACCGUCGCCAAGCUCAGGGCCGAGGUGGAAGCAAAGGACAGGGAAAUCGAAAGGCUGUCCAAAAAGCGCAAGACGGAGGAGGACUUGAGGGAGGAAGUCGAAAACUUGCAAGAAAACCUGCUGAGCAUUGGACAAGACCACGUCGAGGCCAAGGAUAGGAUCAAGGAGCUGGAGGCGAAAAAGACCCAACUCCAAGAGCGGAUUGCCGAGCUGCAAGGCGAGAUUGGCGCCUCUGCGUCCAACGCGACGGAAAACACGAGGGCCAAGGACGAAUUCGACGCUCUGCAAAGGGACCACGACGACUUGAGGGCCAAAUUUGCCGCGCUGCAACAUGACCUCGGUGCAGCUCAGCAGCUCGCGCACACGCGGUUCAAGGACCUAAGCGAACUACGCGAGUACUUGCAAAAAGUACAGCCGGAGCUUCAGAGGCUGCUGCAAGAGUCGGCGGAACUCGAGAAGACCAAGGAAGAGCUGGCGACCAAGGUCAAGGAGCUCAGGGGGGUAGAGAAGAGGGAGUCUGACUUGAGGCGCGACGUCGGCAAAGCUCAGCAACUGGCGUCGGAGCGGGAGAGGGAGAUGAAGAAGCUGCAGGAAAAGCUCAAGUCGGAAGGCAUCAGCAGGCAAAAGGCGGAAGAGGGAAGGCGCACGGCCGAGAGAGACUUGAGACGGGUCGAGGCAGACAAGAUUGAGCUGAGCGCCAAGGCGGAAAAGGGGGAGCGCGAGCUGGCAAGGACGCAAGACGAGCUCCACAAACUACGGGGCCGGGUGCAAGAGCUGGAGGAGCAAGCGCACCGGCUCCGGAGGGAGAAGGCGGCGGCGGCGGAGGAGGCCGAGUUCAAGACGCAGCAGUACGCCACGGCGCAGGGCUUGCUGAGCAGCAUGCGGGACCAGGCGACGGAGAUGGCGGUCCAGCUCAAGGAGGCCCAGUCGCAGGCGGAGUCGCUGGAGGAGGAGCUGUCGGAGGUGCAGCAGCUGCUGCAGGAGCGGACGCGGGAGGGCGAGACGAUGCGGCGCCUGCUGGCGGACGUGGACGAGCGGGCGGACAGCAAGGUGCGGGAGAUGCGGGGCCGGAUGGAGGCGGCCGUGGAGGAGCGCGAGCGGGCGGAGGACGAGUCGAGCGCGCUGGCGAGGCGCAAGGCGCGCGAGUCGGAGGAGCUCAAGCGCCGGAUCCGCGAGCUGGAGCGGGAGGCGCAGGCGCUGGGGCGCGACCGGGACGAGCUGGAGCAGGGGCAGCGCGAGUGGAAGCGGCGGCGGGAGGAGCUGGAGGCGGCGGAGGCCAAGGCGUGGGCGGAGACGGAGGAGCUGCGGACGGCGGUGUCGCAGCUGCGCGCGGCGCUGGACACGUCGGAGGCGCAGGUGCGGGACGGGGAGAAGCAGCGGGCGCACAUGCGCGCCAUGCUGGACGACGCGAGGGCGCGGCACGACAAGCUGGCCGGGGAGCUGAAGAGCGCGCAGGAGCGGCUGGGGCGGGCGGGCAGCUCGAGCCGCAGCUCGGGCGAGUCGGCGAGGAGCGGCGGCGGCGGCGGCGGCGACACGGCGUAUCUCAAGACGAUACUGCUGCAGUUUCUGGAGCAGCGGGACGGGCGGUUGAGGGCGCAGCUGGUUCCGGUGCUGGGCAAGCUGCUCAAGUUUGACAAGACCGACGAGCAAAAGUGGGCCCAGGCCGUGCAGCACAUCUAG